AUGAAGUUUGAACUCGGCCUCUCGUUCCUUUUUGUUCCCUUCGUUCUCGCCGCUCCCAGCCCAGACCAUAGUCGGCGAGCCUUCACGCUUGAAACGCUGACUGGCCCCAAUGGACCGCAAAUGUACUUCAAAUUUACAGCAAUUGGGGGAAGUAUCUUCGCCAACAAGCCAAACGAUGACGCCAGAUGCGAGAGAGGUGCUAAGCAAGACUAUGCGACCUUCACGUUGAAGAGCGACGAGCUGUUCCUCUACUCCAAAGGCAGAAGGCGCCAACAAGUCUACGGCACCAACGGCGAGUGUAAGUCUGCCGAACACGAAGAGAGAUAUCUCUUGACCAAAUCUGUAACUGAUGGAUACUCUGUAGUGUUAGGUGCUCUGGGAUACAUAACAGACGGCGAGGAAGCUCCGGAGGGAAGCACACUCAAGGGUUGGGCGAUUGACAGGACUACCAAUGAGGUAAGGCUGAAUGGGAAGCGUUUCAGAGGAUGGACGAACGUCACGACGGGAACACCAGACGACAUCUACCAGAUGUACAUCAGCGAAAUCGAUGAUUUGCCGAGGGAUACACGGCUUGGGGCGGGA
Messenger RNA from Clonostachys solani, 582 nucleotides. Lineage: Eukaryota; Fungi; Ascomycota; Sordariomycetes; Hypocreales; Bionectriaceae. The record is from the annotation of a GenBank genome assembly.